UGCUUGUGGAGUCGCACCUUCCUGUAACCAUCCCCAUCCGAGUAUCAAAAGAAAAUCUAACAAAAUAUAAUACGACCCCACUGCUCAUUCUUCAACAAAUCCCCACCUAUUUCUAUAAGCAUAAUUCUAUCACUGCAUUCACAUGGCAAUUCCCACCCCCCAAGCCCCUGCAUAAAAGCCGCCCAGCUAGCAGCUGCAGCUGCAGCAACCCCAGCAUCAUUACUCACCCCCCUCCCAGAGUUCCAAGAAACUGGAGAGCCAAAGAUAGGUGGUCGGGUCUCUCAUAUCUCAAAACCAAUUCCUAUUUAUUUCUCUUGCUACUGGUUUUGCUGAGAGAGAGAGAGAGAGAGAGUUUUAAGGAGGGGAAGGAAAGGCGAUCUUUUUCCCAGGUGAUUGAAGUAGGAGUUUCUUCAGAGCUAGCAUAAUAUAAUGGGAUUCCCGGUUGGCUACUCAGAGCUGCUCCUCCCCAAGCUCCUCCUCCACACGGUCUUCCUCCUCGGCUUCGUCCGGCGGCUCAUCUCCUGGGUGUUCACCGCCGUCGGCCUGGGCGACCUCCUCGACUCCGACAUCCCCUGGUCCGACCCUCCUCCCCCAAACGGCCACAGCCAGCACCACCGCCCGGAAUUCCGGUCGGCGUCGGCGAUGCUGAUCCAGGAGGUGCUGCCGGUGGUCCGGUACGAGGAGCUGGCGGGGGAGGGGCAGCACCUGGGGGACAAUUGCGCGGUGUGCCUCUACGAAUUCGAGGCGGCGGAGGAGGUGCGGCGGCUGACCAACUGCCGCCACAUCUUCCACCGCGGCUGCCUCGACCGCUGGAUGGAGCAUGACCAGCGCACCUGCCCGCUCUGCCGCACGCCGCUCAUCCCGGAGGAGAUGCAGGACUCCCUCAGCGACCGCCUUUGGGCCGCCGCCGGCGUCCCCGACUCCUUCUACGACUACUAUUAUUCCUCCUUCCCUUCUCCUCCUCCGUCGCCGACGCUGCUUGUUCACCACCAGCUGCUUUCCUCUUAGAGGGACCGCUAACUCGUAUAAAUGCCAUACAAAUGGCCAAUUGUACAUACCACACUCGCGGGAACCAGAAUGGAGAUAUUUCCCCAACACCGCCCCCCCACCCCCCAAAAAAAAAGAACAGAGAGAGUAUCCAGAAGAAAAGAGAGAAGGCCAGAAAUUACGUGCUUGUUCUUCGUAAUCUGGAUUGCUUGCCGAACGCUAGAAUUGGAAUUCGAUAUGUAGUAUGUAAAGGUCUUUGUUAUUGUUUCGGUCUGUAAUUUCUUGAGGGUCGAGAUAGAAAGGUUGAUGCAGAAAAGAUGGGUGGUAAGAGAAGCUCAGGUUGGCGAUUUGCUGGGGGCGCCGCUGGAUUAGAGUCUGGGAUUUCCACUUCAUCGCGGUUGAGUGUUUCGACGAAUUGGAAACGGUGAGCGCUCUCCCAAGAGAGGAAGAUCUAGAGAGAGUAGAGAGGAACAAGGUGUUCACAUUUGUUUAUCUUCCUCUAUCUAUAAAAAAAAUAUUAUCUUUCCCAUUAUUGAGUAUUUUUAUUUCUGACAGCUGAUAAAUGAACUAGUUCUUUAA
Molecule: messenger RNA, 1566 nt
Organism: Elaeis guineensis (African oil palm)
Lineage: Eukaryota; Viridiplantae; Streptophyta; Magnoliopsida; Arecales; Arecaceae
Product: brassinosteroid-responsive RING protein 1
Biological process (GO): protein ubiquitination
Molecular function (GO): ubiquitin protein ligase activity
Source: RefSeq, a predicted model, not a curated record